AUGUUGGGUGGCCCUCCCGCAGCGCAAAGAGACUCGCAGCCGCCGCCUUCGCAUUUUCCUGCCCCAGCGACCUCGGCGCCUUCGGGACCGACGUUCGCGCCGACGAUGCAGGCUUCCCCGAGAAUGCACUCUGCAUCUUCCGACUACCAGCCUUUCAGAAGACCUCAGACACCAGACCAUCAGCGCCCGUAUGAUCCGAGAGGUAGUGCUGCUGCAUCACCACAGGGUGCGUAUUCGACCACGCCCGAGAUGCAGCGGUACGGUACACCCCAGCAGGGCUACCACCAGCGCGGCCCUUCAGCUCAAGAUGGUAGAGAAUCGAGCCGAAUGCCCCAAGGCCCUCCGCCGAGGCCUACGAGCCAGCCAAAGUCGUUCCAGAACAUGCCGCCGAGGCCUGCUGACAUGGGUCGAAACAACGGACCGGAAGAGAUGUAUCCGAGGCGGGAGGAGAUAUCUAGAGGCUCAAUGGAGUACAAUCCUGAAAGACCCGGUCUGAAGCCCAUGACCUUUGAUGACCGUUACCGCGCAGAAAGGGACCGUCGGGAUGAGAUCGAGUUCAGGGAAAGAGAGCAGGCGAGGGAAAGAGAACGCAGAGACAGAGCAUAUUCAGGAGGAGACAGUGGUCGAGGAGCUCUUGUACACCAGGGCGAAUAUCGGCCGCAGGAAGUUCAAAGAGGUCAGCCUCCGCCAUUUACUCGGCCUCCGGAGCAGCAACGCGAACAAGGCCCUUGGCCACCAAGACAGCAGCCGCCUUUUGAUCAGUCCAGGGUACCGUACGAUCCCGCUGGACUACACCCAAGGCAUCACGAAUACCCUCCGACCUCUGCGCCUGGCUACCCACCUCAGGCUCAGGGCCAUCCCGCCCCAGCUCCUCAAUUCCAGCAGCAGCCGCCUCCCAACGAUCGGUAUCCCCUUCCCAACCAUGCUCAACAGCCCCCUCCAGGCCAGCCUGGGCCACCAGGUCAGCCCGGUCAGCCUGGUCAGCCGCACCUGCAGCUGCAACAACCCCAACAGCAGCAGCAGCCUUUUGACUCUCCCGAGCGGCGGAUAAACCACCUACAUCCCCAAGCGCAACCGCCUCCAUCGCAUCGCCGUCCUGUCGAGGAAGGCCCGCCGCCUCCAUCAGUCGCAUACAGUACACCUCAUGGCCCGCCAAUGUACGAUUCGCCUCGCAACCGACCUGCUGAAGAGCAUCCGAACAAUAACCAGAGAAAUCUGUUGGCGGUCCAAGAGAUUAAUCGGAAAGGACGAGUGUCACCAUUGCCCCAAGCUGUCCAAGGAGCGCAAUCACGACAGCCAGGACCACCGGGACAACUCAGCAUCAAGAGCGAGUUCGGUAAGAUGUUCUCCGGAAUAGGAAGCGGAGUCACCCUUACUGGCAGCCCUGUCAAUACAGUAACUCCAUCGCCAUACACAAACGCGAGUCUUGCAAGACGCGACGAAACAGACGGCCCAGCGCACGAGUCUGGACCAGACACAACAGCGCCCAAACCCAAGGGCAGGCGAAGGAAGUUAAAAGAAGAUGACACCAAGGGUGACGAGGAGAGCACGGGACGACUGACGCCUGUUGGUCGAGCAAAGCGCCCGAAGACUCAUCAACACCACCACCAUCAGUACGUCCCGGUUCCCUCUGGUCUUUCUACACCGACUAACGACGACAGCCAUCAUCACCAUCACCACCAUGGUCAUCAUGCUGUCGAUCACGCCAAUGCUCCCGCCCCUACUCCCAGUGGCGGCACGCCUUUCAAGAACGUCAAGGGAAGCACUCCCAUCCCAUCCCCGACAGGACUGGCGAAGGAUUUGCCGGCUGCUCACCACCACCAUGUUCCUCGACCGGCGCAUCAGCAUACACACGUCAAGGAGACGCCAGCCAAGCAGGCCGUGCAGAGCCCGACGAAUGUUCUUCCUCCCAAGCCGAAGACGAUUGUGACCUCAAAGGCUGUGGUCGAGUCGGUUGCACACUUGCCACGAACUCAUCUGGGCGAUGUGCUCUAUGAACCCAAGCUCAGCCCCGCGAGACAAUUGCCAAAUGUUCCAUCAGGCCGCGGAUUCUCUUCGACCCCCAUGCCACUUCCUUGGAAUGUCAUCAAGGACAAGGAGAACUGCACACUCACGGUGAAGGUACCCAAGGUGCACCUCACUUCGGCGGCGAGGGAAGAGAUCACGGCUCGCAGAGCGUUAUGGGGCACAGACGUGUACACAGACGACUCAGAUGUCGUUGCUGCCUGCAUUCACGGUGGAUGGAUUCGGGGUGAAUGGGCUGACGAUGUGGACGUGGGAAUGUUGGACCUCGAUCGCGGUAUCAAUGCUCCUGAAAAAGAAGUUCCGGCAACGAAAAGACGCAGCAAGGAAAAGGAAAAGGAGGAGAAGGCCCGACUAGAGGCCAACUCGGCCACAUACCUCGACAAGCCGCCCAGGACGGGCCCUGUUACUGUGCCCGCCGAUCGUGAUAUGCACGUCAGCCUUGUGGUUCUCCCGCGACUGGAUAGAUACGGUAGCACUACUCGCUUCGGUAUUCAAUCGCGAGAAUUUGGCGGACGAUACAAUGGUCGACAGUCGGUCCAUGACGGCAUCAGCUACAUGAUUACGGGUAUUCGCUGGGUCACGAAUGGCGCCGGUACGCAGAACCGUCUCCGUGGCAAAGGCCGCCGGGAGCGAAUGCGCAAGGCUAUGGGAGAGAUGCACGCGGCCAGCCGAGGCCUUAAUGGGGCUGAGCUGGAGCGCGAGAAGCUUCGCCUGAGCAAGAUUCGAGGGGAGAUCGUCUCCGGCACCUGGUGGAAGAGGAACCAAGGUGCGCGCGCCCCUGGCGAGUACAAGGAAGAAAGAGCGCCGAGUGAAGGAGACAAGGAAAACAGAAUCGACGGCGAGCGUCCUCAAAGUGCGGCUCCCAAGGCGAACGGGGUCACCACGAAUGGCGCUCCGGCAGCCGAUGACGACAAGAUGGAUAUGGAUGGUGCCGCCGCCAAGGUCUCUGACGUUCCGGUUGCUUAG
Molecule: messenger RNA, 2991 nt
Organism: Colletotrichum fioriniae
Lineage: Eukaryota; Fungi; Ascomycota; Sordariomycetes; Glomerellales; Glomerellaceae
Molecular function (GO): tyrosine 3-monooxygenase activity
Source: RefSeq, a predicted model, not a curated record